Dufourea novaeangliae is the source of this 962-nucleotide messenger RNA. Its product is annotated as paired mesoderm homeobox protein 2A-like. NCBI's taxonomy places the organism in Eukaryota, Metazoa, Arthropoda, Insecta, Hymenoptera, Halictidae. Gene Ontology annotation, molecular function: RNA polymerase II transcription regulatory region sequence-specific DNA binding; DNA-binding transcription factor activity, RNA polymerase II-specific. The transcript is spliced from 3 exons. The record is from RefSeq and is a predicted model, not a curated record. Gene Ontology annotation, biological process: regulation of transcription by RNA polymerase II. Bases 1 to 939 code for a protein of 312 amino acids.
AUGGAUUAUUCGUACCUGAACCAAGCGGCUGCUGCCGCCGCUGCUGGCUUCGAGGCGUCCAGCUGCGCUCUGGCUGCCAGCGAGAUGCAAUGCGGAUAUGGGGACCUGAGCUCUUGCUCGCAGAUGAGCCAGGCUGCUUAUCGGUACACUGCGGCCAGGGCUGCUGGUUAUCCGGGGAACACGGGCGCUGCUGGCAGUGGAAGCGCGGCACCGCUCGGGGCCCAUCACACCGGCCACUCUCAUGCCCACACGCACCAUGGGGCCCAUUCUACACCGUGCUCCGUGAUGGCCGCCAGGUCCCAGGAGGUCCAUCGACACGCGAUCUUCCCGUCGGCCAUUAAUCUGCAAAGUGGAUUAGGGUACAAAGCAUAUUCCGGGCACGACGGUCUAGCGGAAAAGAGGAAACAGCGUCGGAUACGAACCACCUUCACCUCGGCUCAGCUUAAGGAGCUAGAGCGCGCCUUCCAGGAGACUCAUUAUCCGGAUAUCUACACCAGAGAAGAGAUCGCUAUGAAGAUCGACUUAACGGAAGCCAGAGUCCAAGUGUGGUUCCAGAACCGACGGGCCAAAUUCCGGAAGCAGGAACGACUUGCCCAACAGAAAUCUACGUCCCAGGGCGGAAUGGGCGUGGACAGUGGUGCAUCCAGUCCAGUGGCCAGCAACGUGAAGGCGGAGGGUCGCUCGCCGAGAAGUCCAGCAACGCCGCCAGGUGGUUCGAACAGUGUCCUGUCCUCGAACGAGGUGAAACCGAUCACGAAUCCCAACCUGGUCAGCGUGAAACACGUGACGGACCACACGACAGACGGAAGCUCGACGAACACACGGGGAAGCAACAGCACCGGGGGCGCAUGGGGCUCCUGUAGCCCAAGGCCCUUUUCGGCCGCAUUACCGCCCUACCUACUGGACCCGCUGCCCCUGAAAACCGCGAAUCUUUACUAAUCGUCCCGACGAAACUACUCCAU